This is a messenger RNA of Patiria miniata (bat star), 3002 nucleotides long. Its product is annotated as ras-related protein O-RAL-like. The record is from RefSeq and is a predicted model, not a curated record. The transcript is spliced from 5 exons. Gene Ontology annotation, cellular component: plasma membrane. The coding region runs from base 241 to 858 and encodes 205 amino acids. Gene Ontology annotation, biological process: Ras protein signal transduction. Gene Ontology annotation, molecular function: GTP binding; GDP binding; GTPase activity. NCBI's taxonomy places the organism in Eukaryota, Metazoa, Echinodermata, Asteroidea, Valvatida, Asterinidae.
GCGCCCUAUAUAUUUCCGGACUCCAGCAGAGCGCUGACGGCCAUGUUGGGAGUUUCUUCCUGUUUUUGACGGUCGGUGUCUGUGCAGAAGUCCUACGUUUGUGCGUGAGUAAAGGCCAGCCGAAGUUUGAAGGAAAACGAUUCUUGAGGACGAACUUGGCCAGGUUGUUGUCGUUUGGAAAGACUGAGACGAUUUCUACCUUCCAUUUUCCGGAAACGUCGCCCUCACUCCAGAAUCACCAUGCCAACCCCCAAGGCGUUGCCCCUGCACAAGGUGAUCAUGGUGGGGAGCGGUGGGGUGGGCAAGUCCGCCCUGACGCUGCAAUUCAUGUACGAUGAGUUUGUUGAGGAUUACGAACCCACCAAAGCCGACAGCUACCGCAAGAAGAUCACGCUAGAUGGCGAGGAAGUCCAGAUCGACAUCCUCGACACGGCGGGCCAGGAGGACUACGCGGCCAUCCGCGACAACUACUUCAGGUCCGGGGAGGGUUUCCUGUGCGUCUUCAGCAUCACCGAGCAAGAGUCGUUUGCAACCACCACAGAAUUCAGGGAACAAAUUUUGAGAGUGAAGUGCGACAAGACGGAAGACAUGAUCCCGUUCUUACUCGUCGGUAACAAAGCUGAUCUGGACGAGAAGAGGCAAGUGAGCGUCGAGGAGGCAACGAGCCGGGCAACCGGCUGGAAGGUUCCCUACGUCGAAACCUCGGCCAAAACAAGAGAAAAUGUCGACAAGUCUUUUUACGAUCUCAUGCGAAAGAUCCGUGAGCAGAAAGCCCGGGAAAAUCAGAAGCAGAACGGCAAGGGCAAGAAACCUAAGGACCCAGGCGGACGGCCGAAGCGAAAAUGCGUCAUCCUGUGAAAAAGAUGUUUUACUCGGUGUGCGUGUGUGUGUCUGUUUGUCAUUGUUUUCUACGACGCAAGGUCAAAUCUGCUGAUAUUUUGGUAAAGUAUGGACGGAAUCUAAUUGGUGAAAUUAUGAUCCAGGAUCAAAUAUUUCACCAUAUCUAGCAAAACAAAAAUGGAUGAGCUCAGUUGAUUUAUAUUUUAACUGAGAUGACUGCUUAUGAGUGCUCAAAAUUGAUCGUGUUAAAAUUGAUUUUUUCCGAAAAAGUUUUGUCUAUUACCGCCCUCUGUAGUUCACCCGGUAAUUAAUGUGGCCGUAUUAUGUUAGAGUAACAAGCCUAAUGCUCCUUAAAAACCAUCUUCAUUGUGGGAACAAUGAUCACAAUUCAAAUACCAAGUCAGUUCACAAGUAACGAAAGAUAAACAGUGACAAAUGCAUGUCUUGUGCUUGACAUGUGAUUGACAUGUGAUCGACACGUGAUUGACAUAUGAUUGACAUGUGAUUGACACGUGAUCGACAUGUGCUUGACAUGUGCUUGACAUGUACUUUACACGUGAUUGACACGUGAUCGACAUGUGAUUGACGUGUGAUGGCUUGCAAUGACUCUGCCACAUUGUCUUUCACCACAUAUUCUAUGCAGGUUUGACGUUGCUUGACAAAAUAUGUAAAUAUUUAUGAACACAAGUCUGAAGUUACAUCUUGUCUCAUCCCCCCCCCCCCAACAACACAAUUGUUCACUUUGACUUGACGAAACCUCAAAAUACGGAUGCUACUUUGACAUUUUUACCUGAUUUGUUCCGUUCUUGUCAAAAUAAUCCCGGCGUGAACUGGCUAAGAAAGGGCAUAUGUAAAAAAAAGCGUGACGUCAUUAGGUCUCUAGUCCAUAGACGGGAGCAAUCAUUUAGACACUACUACACUGUACAUUGUGACCUAACUACCGCAAGGAACAAGACUUGAAAAUACGAAAGCAAAAAAUAUGUUCAUUUACUUGGACACCAGCCAUUUUUUGCCGUGCACAAAUUUAUAUCGUCACUGAAAAAAAAAAAAAUGUAAAAAAAAUUAAAUGCUAGAAAAUAAAAAUGUAACUUAAAACGCUUGUUUUAGUUGUAAACCUUAAGAGAAAGGUUGCUGUUUAUAUAAAAGAAGAAACAAAAGUCAUUAAUUAAUUUGUAAUUAUUUUUAAUGUAAAUGCCUGCACAUGUAUAUUUGUUUGGUUUAUUUAUGGAUCAAUGUCCUUUUUUUGGGGUGAUUUUUUCGAUUGGAGAAUUGUGAGCUCAAUUAUCCAAAAAUUUCUUUGUCGUGUUUUACUGAUUAAAUGGCUAACCAAGAUUUAAAAAAAAUCUGCUCAUAUUUGCAUGGUAAUUGCAUGAAUGUACGAUAACAAAUUUUCAAAAUGGCCGCCGUUUUGCACAGAAGGACUGAUACAGAAUUACAUCUACCUAACUCAUUAGAUGCUAAAUUGUGUUGAAUAGUAAAAAAGAAGUCAGGUACCUGCCAGCCUGCCUUAUCUGUUGGUGGCUUAUGAAGUCAGGGAACCCAGACAAUGAUGGCCACCAUUUUUUUCAGCCUGCACCCUUAAGAUGAUGUGAUCUACAUGUAUUGCUUGCAAAAUAAACAUUUAUGACCGACUUGCUAAGCUGUGGCAUGUUAAUAUUGUACUGAAUUACUCUAUAAAUGAAUGAAAACAUUGAAGAUGUUUUUAAAACUUUUUUUUUUUUUAGAUAAAAAAAUCACUGUUUCAGCUGCAAUAUCAAGCCAGUUAUUUUUCUUUGAUUAGAGCAAUUAAAAUUUGAGUUUGUGUAUCCCAAACUAAUUUAAGAAUUAGGAAAUUGGCCUUUUCGUAAUCUGCAUGCAUUGGUCAACUAAUUUUGUUAAUGGUUACUCGUACGUAGCUCAUGUUUGCGUUUAGUGCAAUAGAUCAAUGUGCUGAUUGUGAAUUUUGUAGAAGAUUGAGCUGCUUGGCUAUAAAAAAAAGUCAACUUCUAAAAAUUAUCAGAUCAAUUCUAGGACUCAAGUCUGUAAAAUAAGUAACAUCUAAAAACUUUACCAUUGCAAUGCACAAACCACUGUUUUGCUUAUUAGGCUUCAUAUGCAAACAUACAUUCUGUGCCAAGUAGUCCUUUCGGUCAAAAUCAAUCAAGUGACUGUUUUCAACAGUU